AUGGCAUCUACUGCCGAGACUCACUUCUUACAAUUCGCCAUACAAUGGGCUAGCCUGGCUCUGCUAUACUACGACUACGCACUGACAUUUCCGCGAGAAGUCAGAUACAUCUGGAGGGGAAAGAAGCGGGUCAUACUGGUCAUCUUAUACGUCCUCUGUCGAUAUGCGUUGCUGGCCAACGUAUUAUAUCUCCUGGCAAUUUCUCAUCAUUUGGGUGAUGAUGAAACCUGUGAUGUGGUGUAUAAGGUUGUCGGUGCAGUCAGUGUGCUGGGACGAGCAGCCAUUAUAUUCACAAUGCUGAUACGGGCGUAUGUCGUGUGCGCCAAAAAUAGGAUCAUCCUCUUCUCUUUGCUGGCCAUUGCGUUGACAUGUUUCAUCCUGGACAUUCUGCACGUACCUGGACUCCAAUGUGAGGCUCCAGAUCCCAUGAAGAUUGUCACCCCACUACUCUCCAUCAUGGUCUGCGUGUUCGAGUUUCUCGUCACGACGAUCACGGUCUUCCAGAGCGUGCUGAUCCUGCGCCAAUUUGGAUCAUUCCCGGUCUCAAUGAACAGAGAGACGCUCAGUUAUUUAGUUGCCGAACAAGGGAUCUUGUACUUCACGUUGAUAUCUAUCUUCACCAUUGGUGGGACCGUUCUCAACUUCCGCGCUCCGGCAGCGUUCUUCCAGCGCCUCCUAAACGCCAUUACAUUGCCACUAUCGGGGAUGCUCACUGCGCGCUUCAUCCUUCGACUCCGCGCCUACUACACUAUGUCCCCGGAAUGGGCUAGAAAUCAUCCCAUAAGCGUCUGCGCUAAGGGAUGCUAG
Peniophora sp. CBMAI 1063 is the source of this 807-nucleotide messenger RNA. The record is from the annotation of a GenBank genome assembly. NCBI's taxonomy places the organism in Eukaryota, Fungi, Basidiomycota, Agaricomycetes, Russulales, Peniophoraceae.